This is a messenger RNA of Cylas formicarius (sweet potato weevil), 1153 nucleotides long. Its product is annotated as ras-related protein Rab-38-like. The record is from RefSeq and is a predicted model, not a curated record. Gene Ontology annotation, molecular function: GTPase activity; GTP binding. The coding region runs from base 174 to 893 and encodes 239 amino acids. NCBI's taxonomy places the organism in Eukaryota, Metazoa, Arthropoda, Insecta, Coleoptera, Brentidae. The transcript is spliced from 6 exons.
CUAGGUGGUACCAUUGUCUAUUUAAACUUAGAAAUACAUAUUUUAUCACUUUGGCGCCAUAAUACGUAAGAGAAUCAGGUGUUAAUAUCUUACUAAUCUUUCGCUCGCUGUUGAGUAGCGCACGUUUGUAUCGCAAAAAUUGGUAAAUAGUUUAGUAAAUGUAGUAAUAAAAAAUGAAUGAGAACGGUGAAGCGAAAACCGGAAAAGGAAUAUGUUUAUCUAGAUUAAUUACGAUCAAUGAUCAUCUACGGCUUGCUAGAUUACAGAAGAAGGAAAUUAAUUUCAAAAUUGUUGUCAUAGGCGAUGUUGGUGUAGGGAAAACUUCGAUUAUUCAAAGAUAUACAAGUGCACAGUUUUCAUCAACUCACAAAGCCACAUUAGGAGCGGAUUUUGCCGUAAAGACCCUCGAAUGGGAUGAAGUCACCAGGGUAAAUCUCCAUUUGUGGGACGUAUGCGGACAGGCAAGAUUUGGUUCUUUGACGAGUGUAUUUUACAGACACACUGCAGCGGCGGUGCUAGUUUUUGAUCUUACGCGGCCAGAAACAUACAACAAUAUCGUUAAGUGGUUAAAAGAUCUACGACAAAAAGUGCAAUUACCGGGCGGACUACGAAUUCCCAUAGUGUUAUUUGCAAAUAAAGGAGAUAUAAGCACAGAAACCCUUCCACCUCAAAUCGACGAUUUCUGCAAGGAAAAUGAUAUUCUCUAUUGGUUUAUAACGUCAGCCAAAAGCAAUAUUCAAAUAGAUGAAGCGAUGAUAAAACUGGCAAAUGCGGCUAUGAGAAAUCACGAAAAUUUACAAGUUCCAUUACUCACCGAUGAUGUUAUCAAAUUAUCAGAGGAAACUGUAGACAGUCAAACUCAGAGGAAUUGGAAACCAUGUGCUUUCGUCUAGGUUAUCUUACCACUUGUUCCGGGUGUGACUUAUGAAAUAAUCCAAGAGAAUUUUUUGCUCUCACGUAUUGUAUUUAAAUGUAUGGUUUUUGAAAAUAAAGCAUUAUUGGGUGUUAUGUUAUUACAAACAAAGAUUGCUUACCAUUAUUCUUUUACUAAUUAGUUGCGAUACACCAUUGCAAAAAUAGUGAACAAAAUAUCAAAUAUUAUGAUUACAUCUAAUUAUUCUCUAUUGAUGUAAAUCCGAGACAUAAAACUUGA